Sciurus carolinensis (gray squirrel) is the source of this 2732-nucleotide messenger RNA. RefSeq names its product golgin, RAB6 interacting (gene Gorab). The transcript has 5 exons. The coding region runs from base 81 to 1175 and encodes 364 amino acids. Gene Ontology annotation, biological process: non-motile cilium assembly. NCBI's taxonomy places the organism in Eukaryota, Metazoa, Chordata, Mammalia, Rodentia, Sciuridae. The record is from RefSeq and is a predicted model, not a curated record.
AACCCGGAUGUGCCUGGGCCGCCGUGCUGGCAGUCCGGGCGCUGCGAGCGGGGCGCGCUCGGGCUGCCGGCGCCGGGCCGAUGGCGCAGGGCUGGGCGGGCUUCUCCGAGGAGGAGCUGAGGAGGCUGAAGCAGAACAAAGAUCCAUUUGAACCACAACGCCGUCUCCCUGGGAAGAAAACUCGACAACAACUUCAGCGAGAAAAAGCCCUUCUAGAACAAAGCCAGAAACUUGGACUUCAAGAUGGACCAGGCUCAUUACCUCUGGAGCAGCUGCUUUCUGCUCCAAAACAGAGACUUAACACUCAAGAACCACAUUCUCCCUCCCCUACUCUUCCUAGUCCUCUUACAGUCCCCUCUCCUGCUGGUGAUGGAAAACCACAGGGUAUUAAAAGUCAGGGAAGGGAACCAGGACUUGAGAAUUCCCAUGGUGGUCACAAGAAAGUUGAGCUCCUACCUCCAAAGCCAGAUUGCAAAUUGGAGAAAAAGAAAAUGGAAUUGCAAGAAAAAUCUCGUUGGGAAGUCCUCCAACAGGAACAGCGACUAAUGGAAGAAAAAAAUAAACGUAAGAAAGCUCUUUUGGCUAAAGCAAUUGCAGAAAGAUCUAAAAGAACUCAGGCAGAGACCAUGAAAUUAAAGCGGAUCCAGAAGGAGUUGCAGGCUUUAGAUGACAUGGUAUCUGCUGACAUUGGAAUCCUCAGGAACCGGAUCGAUCAGGCCAGCCUGGACUAUUCAUAUGCACAGAAGCGAUUUGACAGGGCUGAAGCUGAGUACAUUACAGCAAAGCUAGAUCUGCAGCGAAAGACUGAGAUAAAGGAGCAACUCACUGAGCACCUUUGCACAAUCAUACAGCAGAACGAGCUUCGGAAAGCCAAGAAGUUGGAGGAGCUGAUGAAGCAGCUGGAUGUGCAAGCUGAUGAGGAGACCUUGGAACUCGAGGUAGAGGUGGAAAGACUGCUUCGUGAACAGGAAGCAGAAGCAGGGAAGCAUGAGGCCCUUGGAGAGAGGUCAUGUCAGUCUGCUGAGGAGAGUGCCAAAGAGGACAGAAAGCCACAGGAGCAGUCUGCUUCCCUGGAGGUAGACAAACAGCGUGGAAGUUCUAGCAGCUUCCCCCAUUUGAGUCCAGACUGCCCAAACCAAGGGGUUAAUGAUGUGCCAACUUCUCUGGCCACAUGAAGUGCCAGUGUUCUUUUUAGCUAAUAUGAUAUUCAGUGAAGUAUAUUCUCUGCAAUAGAUUAUGCCCUGUUCUCUUAAAAGGGCCUCUUUAAAACUUAAUUUUUGAAUCUGUGAUUAGUUUUAGUAGGGUAACAUGUUUGGCCAUUGCAGAGCCCCAAAUGACGAUUGUUUUAUAGCAGGGCAUAUUUCACCCCAAUUUCAACCAGUUGUUCCUUUAACCCUUACUACUGGGUUAAAUAAGUGACUUAAAGGAUGAAGAGCAUGAGACCCUUGACUCAAGCCCCAGCACCACAAAAAGAAGAAAAGGGUAGAAGAAAAAAAUACAUGGUUAAAGUAAUUUUAGACCAAGUAAAUACAAAAAGUAAAUUAAAAAUGACACUCAUUACCUAAUGACACUCAUUUAACUUCUCCUGGGAGAAGUGUUGAAAAUGGAAUGUAAUCAAUUAAAGACACAAAAAUUAAUGCAUAAAGAGUGGAAGAUCAGGUCUUCCUGAUCUUACUAGAGUUGUAAAAUUCAACUUGGAAAUAGUAGGUUAUAUACCAAACUACAUAGUAUAUGCUAUAGUAUAGUGUAUGCUAUAAAGAACAAAACCACUUCAGGCAACAUUACUUUUGUCUUUAAUUUGCCUUUAAAUGGUUUUAGUUUACCAUCUGAAUUUUUGUUAGUUGAUACACACACAUAUAUGUAUAUAAAAGUCCUAUGUAUGUGUAACUUUACUUUUAAUGUAUUCUCUUUUUAAAUAACAGUUGAUCAGGUUAAUUUAGACAGUGAAAACAUUUCUAACAUAAGGCUGAAAAUAAUAUGGAAGAUCUUAUUGCUAUUUUUGAUUUUUCAAAAAAAUUGAUGUAUUUUCUUUCUAAUGUUACUUGUAAAUAUAUGUUUUGUAUGUUGAAUAUAAAUUAUCUGGCAUAAAGCAUUUUAUUACUUUAAUACUUUGUUAAUUACCUGUUGCUAAUACUUGACCACUACAUUGUGCUAUAUGUGAAGAUGUAUAUAAAUAUUGUAGCUUUGUCAUGAAAUCUGUGACUAUUACAUUAAAUUAUGAUCUAUUUAUCAGAAAUUCCCCAAAAUAAAAAUAAUUUCAUCUUAAGUUUUUAAAACAGGAACUACUAUAAAAAGAUAAGAAAGAAUAUAAUGUUAUCUAUAAUAGUUUCUUGAAAAGUUGGGACAUACUAUUUUUAAGUGGGUUUGGUUGAAGAUAUUAUCUUUUGGUAGUUUGGGUGAUAUUUGUACUUGCAUGUAAUUAGUUAAUAGUAUAAUUUUCAUUACUGACCUCUCUCAACAGAAGCAUUUAUAUAGGACCUAUGUUUUUAUUUAUGGGAUAUCAUACAUAAAAACUGAAAGCUUCAUUGCCCACGACAGUCUUAUUUUUUUAAGGAGUAAAUCAGUCUUAUGUAUUUAUAGUAUGACUUUUCAUUUACCCUAAAAACACGAAUUUCAAAAGAUGACUGUUGGGGCGAGGUGUGUCAGUGAUGCAUUUGGGAUCUCCUCCUAGUAGAUACAGUCAUCCAUUUUUGUAUGAGAAUUUAUUAACAAAUAAAGUUCUGUAAUAUUGU